CAAACCUACCAUAGGACAAAUAUUAAGGAUCUUCACGAAUGGUGUACAAUGAAGCUGCUCCCUUCAACAAUAAUUUUUCGCCCAUGCAUUUCAACUUGGAUAAGGCGUGUUGAAUGUUUUUCUCUGAACGUUGUGAGGUGAAAGAGUGAAAUGCGCGGAUUUUGAGAAAAAAUGAUGCUAAAUUCCUCCAACUUAUUGGGAUUGCACAGGAAUUCUGUGCCGCUCCUGUCUCAGACAACACCACCACCAUUCCUCUCUCAAAGUCGAGCAUUGACCCCAUGCAUGUUCCUGUCCUAUCCCAACUGUUACUCCACCUUAGGGAUGCAAAGGCGACGUUUUACUAGCCUGAAGGCUAACUUUUGGGACUCAAUUAAAUCUGGUUUGCUGAAGAACAAUCCAACCCAAGUUAUGGAUCCUCUUUUAGAUCUUCCAGAGGAGAAGCAGGAGGAGGAAUCCGAGCCUGAAGAAAUUGUAUUGAUUGAAAAGGAACAACCAGAUGGAACAAUUGUAAAGAUUUUAUUUGCAUCUGGUGGCGAUGUUGAUGUGCAUGAUCUACAGAAAUUAUGUGACAAGGUAGGUUGGCCAAGGAGACCCCCUACAAAAGUAGCAGCAGCGUUGAAAAACAGCUACAUGGUGGCCUCCUUGCAUUUGCUUACACAACCAUCAAAUCCAGAUGGUGAGGAACAACGGGAACUAAUAGGCAUGGCUCGUGCUACUUCAGAUCAUGUAUUCAAUGCUACAAUUUGGGAUGUUUUAGUAGAUCCUUCCUAUCAGGGCCAAGGACUUGGGAAGGCUUUGGUUGAGCAAAUGAUACGUGCUUUGCUCAGAAGGGAUAUUGCCAAUAUCACCUUAUUUGCAGAUGCACAAGUUGUAGAUUUCUAUCGUAAUUUAGGUUUUGAAGCUGAUCCAGAAGGCAUAAAGGGCAUGUUUUGGUACCCAAGGUUUUAGCUUUUGUUGUAUAAAAAUAGCUUACAACGAUGCUAAAUUUUGAGCAUUAGUUGUACUUGUGUAUCAAGACUGUAUUUUUUAAUUUAAUUUAAUUGUUUUGUUUUAUGCAACAAAAUAUUUGUACUGUAAUUCCAAAUCCUUGAAUCCUUUAGAACACUGUCACAUGUGAUGGUUUCUAAGCCAAUUUUAAUUUAACAAAUUUUUUCCUGCGUCA
Messenger RNA from Cryptomeria japonica (Japanese cedar), 1162 nucleotides. Its product is annotated as histone acetyltransferase TAP1. Gene Ontology annotation, cellular component: cytoplasm. Bases 172 to 948 code for a protein of 258 amino acids. The transcript is spliced from 8 exons. Gene Ontology annotation, molecular function: N-acetyltransferase activity. The record is from RefSeq and is a predicted model, not a curated record. Lineage: Eukaryota; Viridiplantae; Streptophyta; Pinopsida; Cupressales; Cupressaceae.